AGAUGGAGUAUCACCCUAGAGUAAGUGUUCGGAUAUUUUAUGAUACCCCAAAGUAUAUUUUAAAAAUGAUUGGACCUUAGAGCUCUUAUCACAAAACUGGGGUAUCAAGCAUCAAUUUUUUUUUUAUUUUUAUGUGCGAUUCUGAUCUAGGCGAUUAUAUUUAUUUGAGAUUUGAAUAAUUCUCUUUGUCUUGUGAUGAAUGAUGGAACAUUAUAAUUUCAGAUCAUAUACAGAGUAUCUACUUUUUGUGACUAUGACCUUGCAGUGGACAUCACAUUAAGUUUCUUCAAUUCUUACUCCAUAUUAUAGAGCAAUUUCUUUGUGUUUCACUGGCAUUGAAGCAUUCAGUUCCUUUGUUAAUACUAGUUUUUUUAAUCCUUUUUUUCUAAAGAGGAGUUGUGACAGUUGUGUUCGGGUACUGGAGCAAUGAAGAUUACCACCGUAAGGUGUCUGAAGCAAUUACUGGGGAACUGAAGAAGAUACCCAAACCUGAUCGCGGACCCCGCCCACUCAAGAUGGUGUAUGAUGAUAUUCCAAAUAUUGAUGUUUCUUUCACCGUUGAGGGUUUUAAAGAAGCAUUGACCACCAGAUAUCGAAAUGAUCCUAACCGUGAUUACAAUCAUGUACGCGAAGAGAUUGAGAGGAAUACGUAUUGGUUUGAGCGGAUGGUAGGCCCUCAUUUCCCUGGCGCGAUCCCAAAGCGUAUAACAAGGUUAAAAGUUUUAUGGAUGAACGAGUCCUUGACAUUGAGGACUGUAGAGUUUGGCUAUUGAUUGAUUCAAAGACAAUACUUGCAUGCAAAUAGUUUAUGCAGUAUAUGGGUUGUUACAUGUUAGUGGACCAGGCAUUUAUCGAUGUAUAUUUGAACUGUGAUAUCAAAUAUGAGAUUGAAGUUAGUGAUGGUAGUAGCUAAGAUUUGUAUGAUGCUUUGAAGAGGUAUUCAAGACAUUUACCUCAUAAUGCGAAUGUCCUAUCAUGUUUUCCUUCUCAAGUUCACUGAUUCUUACUUGGGAAAAAUGCAGCUCCUCUUUAUUUUUUUUCCCAAAGCUGGUUUUAAUGUUUUUGGGUUCCAUUUUUAUUUGUGGGUACAGAUUGAGAGGAAUACGUAUUGGUUUGAGCGGAUGGUCAGCCCUCAUUUCCUUGGCGUGAUCCCAAAGCGGAUAACAAGGUUAGGACUUUUAUGGAUGAACGAGUCCUUGACAAUGAGGGUUGUAGAGUUUGGCUAUUGAUUGAUUCAAAGACAAUACUUGCAUGUAAAUAGUAUAUGGAGUAUAAUAUGGCUUGUUACAUGUUAGUGGACCAAGCAUUUAUUGUUGUUUAUUUGAACUGUGAUAUCAAAUAUGAGGUUAAGUU
Messenger RNA from Cuscuta campestris, 1353 nucleotides. NCBI's taxonomy places the organism in Eukaryota, Viridiplantae, Streptophyta, Magnoliopsida, Solanales, Convolvulaceae. The record is from the annotation of a GenBank genome assembly.